Lutra lutra (Eurasian river otter) is the source of this 353-nucleotide messenger RNA. RefSeq names its product keratin-associated protein 20-2-like. Bases 4 to 150 code for a protein of 48 amino acids. The transcript has a single exon. The record is from RefSeq and is a predicted model, not a curated record. NCBI's taxonomy places the organism in Eukaryota, Metazoa, Chordata, Mammalia, Carnivora, Mustelidae.
ACCAUGUGCUACUAUGGCAACUAUUAUGGUGGCCUGGGCUACGGCUACAGUGGCCUGGGUCACGGCUAUGGCUGCGGCUGGGAUGGCUAUGGUUAUGCCUGCUACCACCCAUGCUGCUUUGGAAGAUACUGGUGUUCUGGCUUCUACUGAGCUGUUCUAGUUUGCUGAUCCCUGGGAUAGUUCCUGUUGUUAUUUAUAUAAAGAUUCUCUAUUAUAUUAGUACUAUUUUUCUAUUCUAACACUAAUAUCUAAAAUCCUAGGCCACCCAUGAUAAAAGAGUCACCAACUCAUGAACUAUCUAGAAUAUCCAAUGAUUCCAUGGGGUAAAACUAUGCAUUCAUUUUGGUAUGUGU